Caenorhabditis briggsae is the source of this 957-nucleotide messenger RNA. NCBI's taxonomy places the organism in Eukaryota, Metazoa, Nematoda, Chromadorea, Rhabditida, Rhabditidae. The transcript has 6 exons. The record is from RefSeq and is a predicted model, not a curated record. Bases 1 to 957 code for a protein of 318 amino acids.
AUGGCGCCACUCUACCCCGUAGCUCCAACGCUCACCGCCGAAGAUCAGGUUGAGAAAAUCAAAUUGGACGAGAUCAUCCUUCUCACGGAGCAAGAGCUGAACGACAAUUUCAUCCGGUCCUGCAGUUCUCCGAAGGAAGCUCAGCAAAUCAUUAAAAAAAUCUACUGGGAAGUUGAAAAAAAUACUGGAUACGACGUCCAGUAUUGGCCACCAAAACUGAUCGAUGAUGUCUUCGAUUUAAAUGACAGAAUGGGAAUCUACAAGAACAGAAUCGAAGGCUUCAUCAACCGCGAAUGUCUUAUUGAGGCACAGCAUCAGGAUGAAAUUCUUUCCGACGGCAUCGUCAUCCUUGCUGAAGACGAGACCUUGUGCAAUGCAGUCGCUUCAUCUCUAGUCUUUGAUUUCUUUCAAGUUAUUCAAAUUUUCGAUCGCGACUUGCGCAGCGGGGAAGCUAAGGAGAAGCUCGAUGCAUUCCGGGCUGUCAGGACCAGUGCGAUUCUAGUCUGCACUACUACUAUUCUCGGCUAUCCUGAAUUCUUCCCACCUGCAAACUUCUUCAUUCUUCACGCCUUCGAAUGUCCGGCUCUCCUUGAAAACAGUGUGGCUCAGCUCACUCGUCUUUCUCGCAAGACAAAAAUCUCAUCGACAAUAUGGGUCCCGCUUAACGAAUGGGACACGCGUAACAUUGUGGAGUGCGCUGCGACGCUUCUCGCAGCACGUGGUGAGGACAUUGAGGACGGUUUCGUCGAAUGGGUUGAUCAAAAGUGCUGGGGCCACAUCAUCCCAGGAGAAGUUGAAAAGUUCUACGCGUGGUCCUCUUCUGUUAAGGAGGCAAAUCUGAGCAGGAAUGCUGAAAUCGAGAAGGAGCUUGGAAUUCGUGUCGAGUUCUGGUGGCAAAACUUCGUCACCAUGGCCAAAGUCAGGGAAUUGGUCCAGCCAACCAACGAGUGCCAAUGA